UCAGGGAAGUUACCAUGCCGCUUCUAAAGAUGGGAACGUAUGUGUUCAGAACAUUUUCUGAAGAGAGCAUACUUUUCAGAAAAGAAUGAAAGGCUAUUCAAUUGCCAGGGAUGAAGGCCUCUUUACCUGGCCAUAUGCUUGAGGAAGAGAAGGAGGGAGGAAAUGAACAAAAGGAGGAAAAGAGACUGCAGAGGAGAGUAAACACAGUCUGGAGGUUGGAAAUGGCACCUCUGUUCAGCUGGAUGACUAAGGUUCCAGAGAUCAUUAGUAACAUCAGACAAGCCGGAAAAACUGCUCGUCAGGAAGAAGUGAGACCACGGCUAGCUGAUCCAGAUGACACAUUUGCCAAAAAGUUUGAAGUUUUGUUUUGUGGCUGUGUUUCCGUAGCUCACAGGAAAGCCCCUCCAGCACUGAUAGAUGAAUGUAUAGAAAAAUUCAACCACCUUUGUGCCAAGAAAUCAGAGAAUGCAGUCCUAGAACAACCUGGGAUAUCAGAUUCAUUGAAAACUUCACAUUCAAUGGAUAAUUGUACAUUACUAGAUGGUAAAUUGCACAGUAUGAAACUGAACCCAGACUCUUCUUUUCCAAGUGGUUCUGCAACAGUACUGUUUAAUAAUGAUUUGCAGGAUGAUAGCAGCAGCUCUGCGAGUUCUGUAGAUGAUGGCACUCCACCACAGGUCCGAAAACAUCAAAGAAGACGGCAUGUGUAUGUUCAGCCCACGGACAUUGAACAGAACAGGACCAUGUUGUUCACGGUUGGCCAGACUGAAAUCUAUCUCAUUAGUCCUGAUACAAAGAAAGUAGCAAUUGAAAAAAGCUUUAAGGAGAUUUCUUUCUGUUCCCAGGGUAUCAGGCAUGUAGAUCAUUUUGGGUUUAUCUGCAGAGAAACUCCAGAAAACAGAGGCUGUCAGUUUGUCUGUUACGUCUUCCAAUGUGCCAGUGAAGCUCUGGUUGAUGAAAUAAUGAUGACACUGAAGCAAGCUUUCACGGUAGCUGCAAAUCUCCAAACUCCCAAAGUUCAAGUGCCAGUGUGUGAAAGCUGUCCCAUGCAACGCAUACAUAAACUAUGUGAACGAAUAGAAGGAUUGCAUCCUUCUAAAACAAAAUUAGAACUACAGAAACAUAUUGCAUCACUGGAUGUCAAACAGCAAACUUCAGUUUUUGAAGAAGUCCAGAGAAAAAAGCCAAAGACCGAGCAAGAAGAAAAUGAAAUCGUCAUGUUUAUGUUGCGUCAUCUGUAUGAAGAGAAGCAGAAGAGUCAUGUACAUAAUGAGGAGGGAAAACAGACUUCACAAAACUGCACAGAAAAGGGCACAGGUGACUUACAGAACAGUGCCACAAGGGUAAAACUUGAACAGUUAAAGAGUAAAGCAAAAAAGUCCUUAGCAGAAUCUCUUGAAAAUAUUUUAUCUCGGAGCAACAAGCUUAAAGGCCAGCAAGAAAGCGUGGAUUCAACUGACUCUGAAAGUAUGUUUUCUAAUACAUUAAACAGUGUUAGCAAGGAGUCAUUAGAUUGUGAUUCCAGCAGUCAGUCUCCACAAGAAAGCCCAACAAAGACUAGUGAUUCUGUCUUAGAAGUUUUAAAGGACCUUGACAGCACCAGUUUAGAAUCUCCUAAACAAGGAUUUAGAAGGCGCGCAAAUACCUUGAGUGAUUUUCCAACCGAUUCAGAACAGCCAUUGGAAGCACUGGUGGAAUCCUCACCAGUUGUACACCGUAGGCUAAUGAGGUAUCACUCUGUGAGCACAGACAGCAAUGUGGAACCCCCUUCAAGUCAUAGGGCCAGCAGUACAAGUGUGAGAAACCGGCGCCACUCAUGGAGGCAACAGAUCUUCCUUCGUGUAGCAACACCACCUAAAGGAUGUGACUCCACUGAUCGAUCGGAACUAGAUCUUCCACCCAGAUCACCAUUACUGACAGUUAGUGAAGAUGGGCCUGGGGCUGUGGAGAGGAAACGUUCUUCAAAAGAACUACGAGAGUUGUGGCAGAAAGCUAUAAAGCAGCAGAUUCUGCUUCUCAGGAUGGAAAAAGAAAACCAAAAAUUGCUAGCUUCUGAAAAUGACUUGUUGAAUAAACGUUUGAAACUGGAUUAUGAGGAAAUCACACCAUGUCUUAAGGAUGUGACGCUUGUAUGGGAAAAAAUGUUAAAUGCACCUGGAAGAGCAAAGGUGAAGUUUGACCUGGAGGAGAUCCAUGCUGCUGUAGGACAAGGUGUGCCUCGACAUCACCGUGGUGAAAUAUGGAAACUGUUAGCAGAACAGUAUCAGCUAAGGCAUCCUUCGACAAGUAAACAGCCAAAGGACACACCCUAUAAGGAACUAUUGAAGCAGCUUACCUCACAGCAACAUGCCAUUCUUAUUGACCUAGGUCGCACUUUCCCAACCCACCCCUACUUCUCAACUCAGCUCGGAGCAGGACAGCUAUCACUUUAUAACCUCCUGAAGGCCUACUCCCUGCUGGAUCCUGAAGUGGGAUACUGCCAGGGUUUAAGUUUUAUCGCAGGGGUGCUGCUACUUCACAUGAGCGAAGAAGAUGCUUUUUCCAUGCUAAAGUUCCUCAUGUAUGAUAUGGGAUUGAGAAAGCAGUAUCGCCCUGACAUGAUCAUUUUACAGGUUCAGAUGUACCAGCUGUCUCGUCUGCUGCACGACUAUCACAGAGAUCUGUAUAAUCACCUGGAGGAAUAUGAGAUAGGACCAAGUCUCUAUGCAGCCCCAUGGUUUCUCACAGCAUUUGCUUCCCAGUUUCCACUUGGAUUUGUUGCCAGAGUAUUUGAUAUGUUGUUUCUCCAAGGACCAGAGGUCACUUUUAAAGUGGCUCUAAGUCUUCUUGGGAGUCACAAGCCCCUGAUUCUGCAGCAUGACAAUUUAGAGGCAAUUGUGGAUUUCAUCAAAAGUACUCUGCCAAAUCUUGGGCUGGUGCAAAUGGAAAAAACUAUCAAUCAGGUCUUUGAAAUGGACAUAUCUAAGCAGUUGCAGGCUUAUGAUGUUGAAUACCUUGUUCUUCAAGAGGAACUGAUUGACUCUUCCCCACCUCCGAAUGAUAACACAAGGAUAGAAAAGCUGGAAAAGACCAAUAAUACUUUACGAAAACAAAACCUUAAUCUUUUAGAAGAACUUCAGGCAGCUCAUGCAAAGAUUCGGAACCUUGAAACUACGAUAGAAAAUCUGCACAGCACUCAGGCAAAUUUAAAGCAGUGUAUUCGAACUUUAGAAUUAGAACGAUCAGCACUGUUGCACACAGUUAGUGAACUGCAAAAAAAUCAACAAUGCAACAGUCAAAGCAAUUCUGAGGACAAAACGUUGACUGCUGCAAAAGAAAACAAAGACAAAAGUGAUGGACAGUGAUUUCUACAGUGGCACAGAGUAAUGUAAAAGAAUAAACAUUCACUUUGUUUCUGUACGUAAACUGAUUCUACAGGAAUCUUUAUAUUAUGUACUUUAGGCACAGUCACCCAUUAAUUUUCAGUAGAGACAAACCAGUGUUUUCCAGAAAAGAAGGUUCAUUGAUUUUGUACACAAAAUGUUACUUUGCGGUGAAAGAAUAGCGGCUUGGAACAUAGGUAGCUAAAGAAUGCUUAUAUUCCAGCCAUUGGGUGAUGUGGCUGUAUUUCUUUCUGGAACAGUGAUGACAUGGGUGUAAGAGCAGACCAGUGCCACUGUAGGAGCAGCAAAGCUAGAAGAUGAUGAAUCACCUAAUGAGUUUUUGUUUUACAAGUGAAGAGUGCGAAUGUAAAUGAUUAUUGCUGUGUAAACUUAUAAUGGAGUCUAAAGUUCAUGCCGUAGCAUUUUGUAGUGGUCAGGAGACAUGCACGUUUACAUUAUUGUACACUGUGGUUGCAGAAGUCUCUUAGUGAAAGAUACAAGGUUUGUAUCCAGUUCUUCAUCAGUUUCAUUCAGAAAACUACUGCAGCUGUGUGUUUUUCCAGCAAGUUGGUGUAAUCUGGAAAAGGACAUCAGUAUGGUGACUGAGGACUAUAUAAUGGGUGAUACUUUUGCAAUCUAUGUUACUCCUGUAAUUCAUAAUAUAUGGUUAGUGAGCUCCUGAAGGAACAGUAAGCUGGCUUCAAAUGUUUCUGAGCAAUUAAUAUGGUUACUUUUUGGUAGCUAUAUCAGCUGACACGGUACUUAUCACAUGAUCGGGAGGUGUGAGUUAUCCCACCUACAUGGAGGGAACAUAUCUCAGAUUUUUCAAGCCAAGAAAGAUUUCUACAUCUGUUCUUGGUUUAUCAAUAUAAAGAAUUGCACGUUCAUGUAGGCCUUGGAUAAGUAGGAUUAUUUUUAUCUAAUCCUACUGAAAAAGAAACAAUGUAAAGAACUAUUUUAAGUCGUGUAAAUAAGUGUAUUGCGUGACAAAUAGCAGCCUAACUUAUCAGGAGAUUUUAUUAUCCAAAGUUAUUGCCAGAUAUUUGAUCAAACAGAGCUAGCUAGCUAUAGUCAGAAUAUAUAAAGCUGCUAGUUUCUAGUCUCUCUAAGAAGAGGCAAAGAGAACUGUAUGUUGUCGUAUCGAGAGUAAACAAUAGAUAGUACAGGGCUGCCUUUGUUUAGGGCUUAAAUGUUUCAGGUCAUUUAAUUAACAUUUUGGUUGGUUUCUGAUCCUUAUUAGGUACCUUUCAGAAGGUGAAAGUAGAGAGCAUGUUAUUGAAGUUACAUUGUGUUGAACAUUUUUGGCUGGAAGGAAACAGUAUGUGGCAUAAAUGAACAUUUUCAGCAGUUCUGUGGUAAUGCUUUGUGUGUGUAUGUGUGUUUUGAACAUUUUUGUAUUAUGUCAACAGUUCCAAGAUGAAAGUGGAAUCAAAACAUAUGCAGUUGAUCUCCCAUCUAAAAUGAUAAAACAUCUGAGGACAUUCUGGGUGUAAAUUCACUGAUAAAACUGGAUCACUUUGGCAGUCCUGGUGUUCUACUCAGAUUUUAAAAAGGCAGUAUAUUCAUAUUUAGAUAAAACUGAGGAAUCUGUUUAGAUAUCCUGUUUUAGCUUGUCAGAAAUAUGCAGAAGCAUUGUCUAUAUUGAAUUCAUCUGCUGUGUGCAUUCCAUUAAAAAUAUCCUGACGAGACCUUAAGUUCCCAGUCCCUCCACUGACCUUUAAAUGCAGAGAAUGUGAUGGAGAAAAUGUGGAGGCAGAAUGGGGUGUGAAUGGAGAAGAUGUAAACUAUCCCUCCCCAAGGAUGUAUAUUUCCUUUUAUGUCCACUAUUAAUGACAGACCAUUUCAGGUGGGAGAACUGAACAGCUUUCUGAAGAAAGGCAAUAGUUUCAUGAGUUUAUGAAAGUGUUCUUGUCUGUUCUUUUUAUUCUCUCCCUCUCAUUGCUGUGUAAAUAAAUUGAAAUUUUCUUAAGAAGAAAAUGUAUUUUGACAGUCUGAGGUUCCCUUGAACAUUUUAAUGCAUUGGACAGAUUUUAUCCUGUUAAUUAUUUCUCUAUACACUGGUUCAAACACCAAAUGCCUAACAUUGUCUUCUGAACUCUGUCUGCAGAGUCUUCCAGACUUCUCUCUGAAAGAAUCUGUCAGAAAAGUUUGUGUUACAAUUAGCAAAAACCUAUCCAGAAAGGGAGUCACUACAUACAAAUAUUACAACAAAUGAUGGCACUUAAUGUUAUAUAAGUAAACUCUUGUGUCUGAAUGGCCUAAUCAUAAAGCCAGGCAAGUGGAAAACAUAUAGGGAGUAGCCGCAACUCUGGUAGUUGUUAGAUUUCUGUGUUAGAAUUAAAUUCAUAUUUUUGGAUCUCAUUUCUCUUACUAGUGUGUAUCACUAAAAUUUUACUAAUCGUGGGACAUAUUUCUGCUGCUUUGAUAUAGGACUAAAUUAGGGCAUU
Protopterus annectens (West African lungfish) is the source of this 5809-nucleotide messenger RNA. It is a transcript of the gene TBC1D1, whose product is annotated as TBC1 domain family member 1. The transcript is spliced from 19 exons. The record is from RefSeq and is a predicted model, not a curated record. NCBI's taxonomy places the organism in Eukaryota, Metazoa, Chordata, Ceratodontiformes, Protopteridae. The coding region runs from base 111 to 3344 and encodes 1077 amino acids.